AUGCAAUAUGCAAUGUCGGACUGCAAGAAAGUUGUGUUGGUGCUAGCCUGUUUCACUGGGCAGUUUGUGUCCGUGGGCAUCUUCCUGUCCUAUGGGCCAUUGUUUCAGGCCUUGCUGCAUGACACCGGGAAGCACGCGGGGACUGUGGCCUUCAUCGGAUCCCUCCGAGACUUUCUCAUCAACAUUGUCCAGGCCAUGGCCGGCUUUGUAGUCAAGGACGUAGGCUUUGUGACCAUGGCUGCCGUGGGCGCCGUGCUCCUUGUUUCGGGCACCUUCCUGGACAGCUAUGCAGGUCUGUCCAUCCCGUGGCAUGUUCUGUGGCUCAGCAUCUUUUCGGGAGCAGGCAAUGCAUUGCUCUGGGUGACGCAGACGACUGUCUUAUACGGCCGUUUGGGAGAAAGGCAGCUGCCUAUCGCAGUGGCGGUAGCGUCUGCAGGAGGGGGCCUGGGCACGGUGGCCAUCAACGCGCUCUUCGAGCAUGGCAUCCAGCACCUUGGCUGGCAGAAGACGGAGCGGAUCCAGGCCCUGUGCUUUGCCUUCAUCCUCGGUCUCAGCAUCCUGGGUUUCUGGUGGGCCAUGUCCGACCAACAAUCGUCUUCUUCUUCCCGCACACUGACGAAUCUGACGAGGAAGAAGUGUACGUCCAUGUUGAGAGAUUUGCUACGUCCCCUGCUAGAAGUCGAAUUUGUCCUGGUCAACGUGGCCCUCCUACUCUACUUCACGGGUUUCACGGUUCCCUACACCCACCUGGUCUUCUAUGCACGGGAGAUUUGCGGCUACAGCGCUGCCCCGAUACUGAUGUCCAGUUUGGGCACCGCAAGUAUUGUUGGGCGGCUAGGUUGCGGCCUGCUUGCGGUCUUCUUCCCGGCAAGUAGGCUGUUCAUAGCCAUGAUAGUUCUUCAAGCGGGCGCGCUCACCUGGCUUCCCCUGUGUCAGACAGCUGGCGAGUUGCACGGCUUCGCUGUGCUUUUCGGCAUCUCCUCGGGUACGCGCGUGGCCCUCAUGGGCUUGGUGCUCAACGAGCUCUUCGGACCAGAACGGGUGCCCCACCUCUUCGGCUUAAGUGGCUUAUCCAUUGGCUUGGGUCAAAUGAUUGGACCUCCCUUGGUCGGCGUCAUCUACGAGCUCCACAGCUACAAAGAGGCUUUCUGGACCUCUGCUGGCCUCAUGUUGCUCUCCGUCCCUUUUCUCUUUGCGAUCCUCUGGCGCAUCCGGUCCAAAGUGGACAAGGACCAGGAUUCGCCAAAGGACGAGAGUGAUGCCUCUUACGAAGACGGCUCUUCGGAAGAUAGUUGA
Messenger RNA from Symbiodinium sp. CCMP2592, 1296 nucleotides. The record is from the annotation of a GenBank genome assembly. Lineage: Eukaryota; Dinophyceae; Suessiales; Symbiodiniaceae.